AUGGAGCAACCCACAGCCGCCAUCCAAGUCACUCUCUCCCCCAGGGCCAUCUGCCGCAUAAGGAAACUCGUCACCAGAGAAAUCCAUCGCUGCACAAGCGAACUUGAGCUGCUCAUUGCCCGCUACAAUUACGCCCUCAGCUACCUAGACCACGCCAGGGCGAAUCAUCAGAUCAACGACACCGUUUUCCGCGCCGCCGAGGCCGAGUACAAGCGUGAAGGUGGAUCGCUGGUCGAGUUCUACGACUACAGCCAAGGCCGGCCGCUGUUGGCCCUGUUGGUGCGCAAGUGGGGGGAGACCGGGUGGGCGGUUAAGAAGACGGAGGAACGCUUGGGGUCGACUUCGAAGGCGAUCAAAAUAGUGAGGAAGGAUGCAGAUAGAUUGAAGACUAUACUGGAGGACUUGAAGGGGGGGACGGUAGUUCCGGGAGUUGUGGAGGAGGCGGAGACCGAGGUGAGUGGAGAGGGGCUGCCAUCAGCGGAGGGGGAGAAGAUGGUGGAGGCACUUGAGAAGAUGUUUGUGGACAAUGUGGAACCUGCAGGUGAGAAGCAGCUAGUGGAAGAGGAAGCAAAGGUUGCAGUGGAGGCAGAGGUAAUUGAGAAGCAGCCAACUGAAAAGGAGGCGGAGAUUGCAGUGGAGGCGCCAGCAGAGUUGGAGGCAAAGGCUGUCGAGAAGCAGCCGACAGUAGAAGACGAGGAUGCCAGCUGGAGUCUUGUUUAG
Molecule: messenger RNA, 720 nt
Organism: Morchella importuna
Lineage: Eukaryota; Fungi; Ascomycota; Pezizomycetes; Pezizales; Morchellaceae
Exons: 1
Coding region: 1-720 (239 amino acids)
Source: RefSeq, a predicted model, not a curated record